Molecule: messenger RNA, 1584 nt
Organism: Fonsecaea nubica
Lineage: Eukaryota; Fungi; Ascomycota; Eurotiomycetes; Chaetothyriales; Herpotrichiellaceae
Exons: 1
Coding region: 1-1584 (527 amino acids)
Source: RefSeq, a predicted model, not a curated record
AUGGUGGAUGACAGCAACGAGGACAUCAACCGGAAACACCACACUAUUCUCGCUCGGGUCCUCACAGCAUGCGCUCGCCUGCUCCGCUCAUCAGCCCAAAGAUCCACUUCGACAUCGCCGUUCAAGACUGAGUCCUCUUUUCGGGACGCGCCUCUGGCAGACUACCGAGAAAAUUCCAGCAACAAUCCUGAUCGAAAGAACGAAAUGAACACCAAAGUCACGGGAGAACAUGGGUCGUUGCAACAGACCAUCGAAGACGGCUCCUUCUGGGAGAUCCCCAAUGUGGAGCUCCUCCAAUUGAUCAAAGCAGAUUUCCCGCAGGAACUGGAACGACUCAAGAAUGCCACGUUUCUCCGGAACACGAACACGUCUCGCCCGGCAGCACCUUCGAUUUCAGAAUCGUUGUUUGGCCAUGAUUAUCCCGAGAUCAAUCGUACGCUCGUUGGUGUUUUGGCUCUCCGCUGGAUCCACACAGGUGACUACGUGACUUUUGUGGGCACACAGGCACCGCCGGCCGUUGUGCUGAAACGCGAUUCCUUUAACUGGCUCCGCGGUCUCUUCGAAAAGGGCCUUAGGUCCGCAGAGGACACCUACGCGCUCAUAGUGUCAAUGAUCAUCAACGACUUGGGCAAAGAUCCCAGCCUUGCCACGGACUAUGCGGCACGGGUCGGAGUUGAUAUCUCCAAGGUUAAUCAUGACAUGAUACUCUCUUACGCAGUCAAGGCCGGAAUGGUUCCUGUGCUGGAUCGCCUGACGGAGCAAGAUAAGGAUUAUCUCCUCUUGGGCAUCAAAUUGGGGUCGGACUUUAAUUUCGGGCAGCUGGCACAAGCCGAAAAUGCACCAGCUUCACUCUCGGGACUUGUGGAAAUGCGAGGUCACGACCGAGCCUUUGAGAUGCGGUUUAUGGAGCAAAUCCUCGACCUUGCGGGAGCCGCGGGACACGAAGACUGGACUUGUGCCAAGAAGAUGAUUGAGCCGAUCUUCCAGUCGUAUAACAACGUAUACGACGUUGCCCACGGCAUCAUCCAGGCACGGAUGGGUGUCAGAGAAGGCUACGACAUCAUUCUGAUCCGAAAGCUGGAACUGCUCCACAGAGCGGGCUAUUCGCGAAAACUGAACGUCAAAAAGGAAGCCGAUCGUGCUUUGAUGCGACUGUUCUGUCUGGGCAACACGUCGAGUCCAGAGGAAGCUGAGGUGUUCCAUGUUGCCUUGACGGAGCGUAUCUCUGCAGCCGUGCGGGAGAAGUUGAUCCAGGGCCUCAAUGUGGAUGGGUCAGUUGACGCACCAGCUGUGCAGCCCACCUAUAUUCCAGCAAUGCUGACCAAGGCUUUGGGAAAUACACCGAGUGGCACCCACAAAGACAAGAUCAGGGCUAUCACGGCAAUGCUGCGAUAUCUCACACGCUGCAUGACGGUGGAAGAUUCACGCUUGAAGAAGCUACCACGAGGUGUGACAGUGAUUGAAAGAGACGUGAGAAAGAUCGGUCCCGUUCUGGAUAGCGAAGAGUUUAGACACGAUCCAGAUAUCCUUGACCGGGAAGAGAUUCCGGAGGACCAAGUCGCAAAUAUGGCUCGAGGAUAUUGA